Molecule: messenger RNA, 745 nt
Organism: Cryphonectria parasitica EP155
Lineage: Eukaryota; Fungi; Ascomycota; Sordariomycetes; Diaporthales; Cryphonectriaceae
Product: defender against death DAD protein
Exons: 4
Coding region: 144-554 (136 amino acids)
Biological process (GO): protein N-linked glycosylation
Cellular component (GO): membrane; oligosaccharyltransferase complex
Source: RefSeq, a predicted model, not a curated record
AUUGAUGCUGGUUCAUCUUCCCCCAAAACAACCUUUACCACCACCCCUCCUCGCCAUCUCGAGCUGCCCAGCAAACGACAACCGCGCCAUACCCUCCUCCUCAAUUAGAUCAACAUAGCAGGCUUCUCCUCCCUCCUUUCACGAUGGCCCCAAAGAAGAACACUUCUGCUCCUGGCAGCUCUGCAGCCCCGUCCAAGCCGCAGACCCCGCCGUUCUCGCUGCAGUCGUGGCCCGAUGCUGACAAGGUCUGGAACGGGUACUGGAAGAUCACCAACCACCAGACCAGGCUGCUCGACAUCUUCCUGGCUUUCCUGGUGUUGGUUGGAGGUCUGCAGAUGCUGUACUUCCUUGCUGGUGGACGCAAUCCUUACAAUGCCUUCCUCGCUGGCUUCAUUGCCACUGUUGGCCAAUUCGCCCUGACCGUUUCCCUCCGCAUGCAGACCGUCGAGCAGAACAAGGAGUCAUUUUCCAAGACAACCCCCGAGAGAGCCUUUGCGGAUUUCAUCUUUGGCAGCCUGAUACUGCACUUUUUCUGCAUCAACUACAUCAACUAACUGAGGAGAGAGCGCGCGGAAGUGGGCGUCGAAAAAGGGGAACUAGGGACCGUGUUGGAAUCGCAACGGCAUCUUUGCCUGUUCGUCUAAGUCGCAGGAAUUCAUGGGACAUGUACAAUAGGACACGGGGUUUCAGGCAAAAUACAAACAGGACAAGCAUCAUGCUGAUGUCUGCGGAAAAUUGAAUCAUG